Molecule: messenger RNA, 4488 nt
Organism: Rattus rattus (black rat)
Lineage: Eukaryota; Metazoa; Chordata; Mammalia; Rodentia; Muridae
Gene: Srgap2
Product: SLIT-ROBO Rho GTPase activating protein 2
Exons: 13
Coding region: 1953-3476 (507 amino acids)
Biological process (GO): negative regulation of cell migration; signal transduction
Cellular component (GO): cytoplasm
Molecular function (GO): protein binding
Source: RefSeq, a predicted model, not a curated record
UCCGCAAGAAGGCUGAGAUUGAGAUGGACUACUCUCGCAACCUGGAGAAGCUAGCCGAGCGCUUUCUAGCCAAGACACGAAGCACUAAGGACCAGCAAUUUAAAGACAUGCAGCUGCUUGGUUAAUUGCCUGUCGCUGUCUUCUCCAACUGCGAUUUGCUGAGUGUUGUGCACUUUGAGCAGGCUGCGCUCUUGGCUGUGGCCCGGUGCCUGUUGCAGAGCAUGUUGGGAAUGGAUGAAAGCUAAGUCCUCAAGUAUUUGGAAAUGAAAAUACUAAUAUUUCUCCCAUUUGCAUAGUGUUUUGUGUUGCUAAAGUUCUCUCGCAUCCAUCAUCUCAGCUGAUCUACAACAACAGCCCUGCGGAAGGGCAAAUAAUAGACUGUAGACCCAGAAGGAAACCUCAGAAUAGCAGUGCAGAAGCUCUAGCCAUCCGAGCAUCAGGCUUGUGCUCCAAGGGCCUUAAAUGUAGCUGUGGUUAAUUAAUAGCCAUCCGUACUGGAGGAGCUUCUGGGAGCUUAGCAGUGAUCUAUUGAAGCUGUGUCAGGAGCUAGGUGGGCACUGUCCACUCUGUAGAUGAGCUGGUAGGAAAUUGGUGGGACAAGUGUCUUUGUAUGUGAGCUUACUAAAACAACUAGGAGAUAUGAGGGGGAGAUAGUAUUUAAUAUACAGAUUUUAUGAUCGAGGGGCUGCUUUUUAUCUUGGUCAUCUUAGAGAUCUUUUUAGUCAUCUGUUCAGAAGUUUUUGAGCAUCCAUAGGUGUAAUCUCUACUGAGGGAGAAAAACUGGGCUCCUGUCUUCAAACUAAUGUUAGCGGUUCAGUUGUGCAGGUUUCUCUCGUGUGGUACCUUUGUAGUGACAAUCUCUUUUGUAGUUGUACACUGGCUUGUGACUCUCUGGGUUUCCUUUCUUUUGACUAAAGUCAUCUCUUAUGCAGCACAGUGGUAUUUUCUUGAUCUUCCUCCUGAAUUUUUUUAAGUAAGGAAAACACUUCUGGAUACUUUGUUUGCUUUUUAGGGAUGGGUUUAAGGAGGUUCACAGCUGUGUUCCAGCACAGUCCUAAGAGACGCAAACCCUUUUAAAUGUCCAGGGAUUGUACAGCCUGAGACUUGGGGUUGGGGACAGGAAAGUAAAGACAAUGUACUAACAAAUGUUAGAUGGAAAAGAUAUAUAGACAGAUUUUAAUCUCCUAAACAAAUGAAGUUCUCCCAGUUUCAUUGGCUACAAAUCAAACAAGCUGCAGAACUCCUAGAGCAGGAGGCCGUCCUCUCAGAGCCUUGCUACUCUCCUAGGAAAGCAUGUCUGACUGGCUUGCUUGUUUUCCAGCCUGAAGAGUGUUGCGGCUUUGUUCUUAUCAGCCAGGAAAAUUGCCUGUGUAGUGUACUUACUUCUCCCUUCUCCACAGUCUCUUCACCUUUCUUGUCCUGACAUGGCCUGAAAAGAAAAAGCAUCUAUUUGUAUGAGAAUAGUGUCUGAGAAAUAAUUCAGAUUUAUAGAAUCCAGACACUGCGUUAAAAGCUAUAGUACUAUUAAAAGACUGCAACUCCUGGAAGAAACGAGGUAGCUGUUGAUACUGGCUUGUGUCUGCUGUUGUCUUCUGCGGCAGGGUCCUUCUGUGUGUCUGUCUGGUCAGCCCACACUAACUUCAGAUUCUGACCCUUACACCUCUACCCUGGAUUCGGGGAUUAUAGCCACCGUGCCUGGUCAUAGACUAGACAGACACAGAUAGAGAACACGAUAUUUUUAAACUACAGCGUUUUAGAGUUUAUCAGAAUCAGUCAUUAUGAACGAUGAGGCUGUGUUUAUGAAUUAAGAAUAUUGAUACCAGAAUUAUGACUAAAAGUAGUUUUCUGUAGUUUCCUCAUCACCUUUAUUUCUGUGUUUGGUUUAGAUUCUUCACUAUUAAUAAAGUCCUGCAGGAUAGAGAUAUGGCUCAGCCGUAGAGUGUUUGCCUAGAAUGUACAAGGCCCUGGUUCAAUCCACAGACGCUCUUGCCACGCCUCCAAUUUUUUUUAAUAGGAAGGACCAGAAUGUUCUCUCUCCAGUCAACUGCUGGAACCUCCUCUUAAACCAGGUGAAGCGGGAGAGCAGGGAUCAUACCACCCUGAGUGACAUCUACCUGAAUAAUAUAAUUCCUCGAUUUGUUCAAGUCAGUGAGGACUCAGGAAGACUCUUUAAAAAGAGUAAAGAAGUUGGCCAGCAACUCCAGGAUGACUUGAUGAAGGUCCUGAACGAGCUUUAUUCGGUCAUGAAGACAUAUCACAUGUACAAUGCUGACAGCAUCAGUGCUCAGAGCAAACUAAAGGAAGCAGAGAAGCAAGAAGAGAAGCAAAUUGGCAAAUCAGUAAAGCAAGAGGACCGGCAGACCCCUCGCUCCCCUGACUCCACGGCCAAUGUCCGCAUUGAGGAGAAACAUGUCCGGAGGAGUUCAGUGAAGAAGAUCGAGAAGAUGAAGGAGAAGCGACAAGCCAAGUACACAGAGAACAAGCUGAAGGCCAUUAAAGCCCGGAAUGAGUAUUUAUUGGCUUUGGAGGCAACCAACGCAUCUGUCUUCAAGUACUACAUCCAUGACCUGUCUGAUAUUAUUGAUCAGUGUUGUGACCUCGGCUACCAUGCUAGCCUGAACCGGGCUCUACGCACUUUUCUGUCUGCUGAAUUAAAUCUGGAACAAUCAAAACAUGAAGGUCUGGAUGCUAUUGAAAAUGCAGUGGAAAACCUAGAUGCCACCAGUGACAAGCAACGGCUCAUGGAGAUGUACAAUAAUGUUUUCUGCCCCCCUAUGAAGUUUGAAUUCCAGCCCCACAUGGGAGAUAUGGCCUCUCAGCUCUGUGCCCAGCAGCCUGUCCAGAGUGAGCUGGUGCAAAGAUGCCAACAACUGCAGUCUCGCUUAUCCACUCUGAAGAUCGAGAAUGAAGAGGUGAAAAAGACGAUGGAGGCCACCCUGCAGACCAUUCAGGACAUCGUGACUGUUGAGGAUUUUGAUGUAUCUGACUGCUUCCAGUAUAGCAAUUCCAUGGAGUCUGUCAAAUCAACUGUCUCAGAAACGUUCAUGAGCAAGCCCAGCAUUGCUAAGAGGAGAGCUAACCAGCAGGAGACGGAACAGUUCUAUUUCACGAAAAUGAAGGAGUACUUGGAGGGUAGGAACCUCAUCACUAAAUUACAAGCCAAGCAUGACCUCCUGCAGAAGACCCUGGGAGAAAGUCAGCGGACAGACUGUAGUCUUGCCAGGCGAAGCUCAACCGUGAGGAAACAGGAUUCCAGCCAGGCAAUUCCUCUGGUGGUAGAAAGCUGCAUCCGGUUUAUUAGCAGACAUGGUAAGCAGAAAUACAGCUUUGCUCAUACCUUUGUGCAAAAAGUUAGAACUUCAAAGACUCCUUUACAAAACAAUAGCGGUAGUUGGAGCUGGAGAGAUGCUUCAGUGGUUAAGAUCGCUUGCUGCACAGCCAAGAGGACCUCAAUUCAAAUUCCCAAACUGCCAUAACAAGAAGAGCCACAUCUUAUGCACAGCUGUAACUCUAGUUCUGUGGAAGGCAAAGACAGGAGGAUCUCUGGGGCUUGAUGACUGCCACCCUACCCCUAAAAAGAAUCCUAUAAGAUCUAGGUUCAGGGGAAAGACACUGACUCAAAGGAGUGUGUCAAAGGCAGAGAGUAUUAGAAUAGAGAACAACCAACACUGUCCUCUGCCCUCCAUAGCUACACACAAGCACAUGUAUACAUUAUGUGCAUAUACACCAGAGAGAGAAGAGAGAGAGUGCUUUCCCAUCCUCACAUUCUGAGAAAAGGAAUAAGUCUUAACUCAUUCAUGUACUGCUGGCUCCCUCAGAAAGACCGUGUCUACCUGUUUUGUCCUAGCCACUUACCAUGCUUUUCUGUAGCUCCAGAGUUUUAAAUCCCAGCAGCCUUGUGAAGAAGUGCAGUUAGACCAUGUGGUUGUGGUGGUAAUGGACCUGUAGUUAUAGUCUUGGUGUAUGUAGGUACCUUCCAUGGCAUAGCCUAACCAUUUUGUCCCAUUAGCUGUACUGGGAUGGUUUGAAACAGUUUCAUCUCUGAUGUUGCAUUGAUUGUGUAUAUAAUAUUUGGAUUUUGUUUUAAUUUGGCCUCACUGGAUAUAGUGUUCCUAUGAGCUCCAUAACUGUUGUAAAGUUGUAUCCAACUUUUGAGAGUCCUCAGGGACUGGCUCUUUCUCAACAUUAGUCAAGGUGUACUUACCCUUCUGCUUGGGCAAAGCCAAGAGAUUUAACUCUGUUCUUUACCAGCUAAUGGCCUCAUUAGACAGAUUUAAUAAUUACCAGCAAGUUUAUUUUCCAAAGGUGAGAAUAUUUAGAAUAUCUAUACUGGACUUUAAUUGUUUAGAAACCACAUCAGAAAUAGUUUUUAAAUACUUUAAAAGGUCAUAAAAUGGCCAUCCUGGAGCUAAAGAAGCCAGAUAUUGCUUGUCUAAAUUCCAAGGAUCUUUCUAUUCUACAUCCUCUUCUCCCUAUAAACUGGGACAU